UGCCCCUGGUUCAAAAGUGAGAAGCUGUUGUCAAGUUUUUGGUGGGAGGUUGCUAUAUGUUCUUGGGGGGAGAGUCACAGAAUUAUUAUGAGUUUCUUUUUCUUUGCAGGCUUAGCCCUGUUUUGUGUGCUCCUGUCCCAGGAGGUGGCGUCGAUACCCUUCCCCACAGGCACUGCGCGGACUGAAUGUCGGGACCGUUACUUUUGGAUAUGGAUGGAUAAGGAGGCCUUGGGACGGAACUCAUGGCGUUAUAGUGUCUUCAACGAGCUUCAUCAGCACAUCCCUGUGACGGAGCACGUUGCUGCCCAGUGUGGCUUCACCAGUGGCACUGACUUGUACGGCAACCCUCAGAUAAGAGUUUCAUUCCUGGCCUGUUCGGUCCGCAACUUGUUUGACCAGGAGUUCAGCCUCCAGCUCCAGGUGGAGGUAACCAGCCCAGCUAACUUGACCUCUGCUUACGAAGUCUCUAUGAAGUGCCCCCUUGAUGCUCCGUGGAGUCCCCGUGAGAUUGUCUGUGAGGAAAACUACAUGGAGGUCUCUGUCCGACGUGCAGUCCCAGGAAUAGCUAGUGAGGCACUGAACGAGGACUGGAUUGCCGUGUGGCCUGUGGCACAAGGAGCUGUGAACCAGGUGUGGCAAGUGGCUUUCCAUUUCCAGAACGGCUCCCUGCAGAACAUGAUGGCCACUGAGGCACAUGCCUUGGGCUACGGGGUCAACACCACAGCUACCCGUGUCCUCUUCCGCACUCCCUACGGCACUCAGCAGACUGAAGUUGCCAUGGUGGAUGGCAUGGAAGUGGAGGUGGCACGUGCCACUGUCUUUUACAAGCAGGCCUGGAUGAUCCUAAUGGUAGACACUGCUCUUGCCUGCCCCAUCAAUCCCACCAUUUUCACCGCUACCACCUUGAGCUGGGGAACCCCCCGGAUCAUGCCAUCACUGGUGACAUUCCCACAUCUGUAUAGAGAUGAAGCUGUUGAGAUGGGCUUGGAUGGGCGCGUGAUUGACACGGCCACCAUUGUGAGGAAUGGAUACACCUUCCUGACGGACACCAAAUUCAUCAGCAUCACUGUGCCCAUUGGGGCCCCUGGGGGGCUCACGAAGAGUGAUGUGAUUGACAACCGCUAUGGCACAACCUACUGCAUAAAGCUGCUCUUGGACCGCAGGUGGCAAGGAGAUGAGAGCGACCGGACACACCACCGCAGCCUGAAGACCAUCCGCACGCCGUUUGCCCCUCACACACCCGUGCUAAUCGACAACACAAUCCCAGAGAGAGGCUACUUUGACAUCAGCCUAGGCAACUUCUACCCUGAUGUGGAGCUGGCCAUCAUUGCGGUUGGUGGCAAACCUUUAACCCCCGAGGAGCUCAAAGGGCGUGGCAUUGGCCUGGGUGAAGCCCCCAAUCCCAACAACACCAGGGUCUUCAUUCUGCAAGUCCCAUUCACCGAUCCUCUGGUGGAGCAGGAGUACGUGUAUGACAACAUCAGAAGAUACACCCUGCCCCUAGAGUACACCCUCAACUUGGUCCAAAAGGAUAAGCCCUUCACCCAUCCAGCAGUGAUCCAGUGUGAAGUCCCUGAUGUUGUUCUUCCGACCUUUGAGGGGUUCUGUGAGACAGGAAGGAUUGGUCUGCUGAUGACCCAUGGGAACUUGGACCGCUACUGGGUCCCGUAUGUGGGGGAUUUCCAGCUGACGGCUGAACUGGCGAUAUCGCAGAACUACACCAUGCGGGAGGACGGUAGUUACUUCUACCUGUCGGUGCCUCUCUUGGCAACUGGUUUAGCCUACGAGGAUAUCUCCCUCCAAGGACUGACUGCACGGCUUGACUUCAGCCUGAGGAAUAACAAAACGCUAGCGACUGUGAUAGCGUUUCCAGUCGGCUGCAUUUUCCCCACUGGAAAACUACUGGUGUGUCUCCCCAAUGGAACCAUAAUGGCCACAGUCCUCAGCCUGGACACCAAGCCGGCCUUAGACCCCAGGAAAACCCACCUACGGGAUAAGAACUGUGGGCCGGUUGCUGCUGAUGAAUCCAGGGCCCUCUUCUCUUUUCCAGUGGCCUCUUGUGGCACCACAAGAAGGUUUGAUGGCAACUACUUGGUGUACGAGAAUGAAGUGUCCUUCAGGAGAGAGAUAAUUCCGGAAGCAAAUCCAAUUAUUACCAGGGACUCCCAGUACAGGCUUACCCUGCGCUGCCGUUACCCCCUUAAUGAGACGCUCAGAGUGUGGGCCCGCCGACUGCCAAGUGAGCAGGCUACACCUCGACCCUAUGCCCUUGGGGCCAGAGCACACCAGCAGAAGAGAUCUGCAAAUCGCCAUGCUGGAUCCCAGUCCCAGCUAGUGGGUCGUGCUUCAUCAGGAGCAGCUGUGAAAGUGUCUUUCAGGCUUCCAGUCGUCAGCAUAGCUCUGUUUGGGGUAGCUGCAGUGAUAGGCAUCAUCCUGCCUGGUGGUUUACUUGGCUGUUAAAAGCAGUGUUCUAAAUAAUAGUACAGAAAGAACAAUAAUUAAAAAAUGAGAUCUUCAAACA
Messenger RNA from Rhineura floridana, 2521 nucleotides. RefSeq lists its product as uncharacterized. The record is from RefSeq and is a predicted model, not a curated record. Bases 88 to 2460 code for a protein of 790 amino acids. The transcript is spliced from 19 exons. NCBI's taxonomy places the organism in Eukaryota, Metazoa, Chordata, Lepidosauria, Squamata, Rhineuridae.